This is a messenger RNA of Homo sapiens (human), 2653 nucleotides long. RefSeq names its product embryonal Fyn-associated substrate (gene EFS). The transcript is spliced from 6 exons. Gene Ontology annotation, molecular function: SH3 domain binding. NCBI's taxonomy places the organism in Eukaryota, Metazoa, Chordata, Mammalia, Primates, Hominidae. The coding region runs from base 148 to 1833 and encodes 561 amino acids. The record is from RefSeq and is marked reviewed.
CUUUCUCCUCCUCCAACCUUGGCGGAGGCCACGACUCAGGCGCCACAGCUGGGGGCUAGAGGCCGCGGACCAUGGUGCGGGGCAGCCACCGCUGAAGUCAGCAAAACCGAGCCUGGCCUGAGGCAGGCUGCGCGGGAGGCCAAAGCCAUGGCCAUUGCCACGUCGACCCAGCUGGCCCGGGCACUGUAUGACAACACCGCUGAGUCCCCCCAGGAGCUGUCCUUCCGCCGAGGGGAUGUCCUACGGGUCCUGCAGAGAGAGGGCGCUGGUGGACUGGACGGCUGGUGCCUCUGCUCCCUACACGGCCAGCAGGGCAUUGUGCCCGCCAACAGGGUGAAGCUCUUGCCUGCUGGCCCAGCACCCAAGCCCAGCCUCUCUCCUGCGUCCCCAGCCCAGCCUGGCUCACCAUAUCCAGCCCCAGAUCACAGCAAUGAGGACCAGGAGGUGUAUGUGGUGCCGCCCCCAGCUCGGCCCUGUCCAACCUCAGGACCUCCAGCUGGACCUUGCCCACCCUCUCCUGACCUCAUCUACAAAAUCCCCAGAGCUAGUGGGACCCAGCUGGCUGCUCCCAGAGAUGCCUUGGAGGUCUACGAUGUGCCCCCCACCGCCCUCCGGGUGCCCUCCAGUGGCCCCUAUGACUGCCCUGCCUCCUUUUCCCACCCUCUGACCCGGGUUGCCCCGCAGCCCCCUGGAGAGGAUGAUGCUCCCUAUGAUGUGCCUCUGACCCCAAAGCCACCUGCAGAGCUGGAACCAGAUCUGGAGUGGGAAGGAGGCCGGGAGCCGGGGCCCCCCAUCUAUGCUGCCCCCUCCAACCUGAAACGAGCGUCAGCCUUACUCAAUUUGUAUGAAGCACCCGAGGAACUGCUGGCAGACGGGGAGGGCGGGGGCACUGAUGAGGGGAUCUACGAUGUGCCUCUGCUGGGGCCAGAGGCUCCCCCUUCUCCAGAGCCCCCUGGAGCCUUGGCCUCCCAUGACCAGGACACCCUGGCCCAGCUUCUGGCCAGAAGCCCCCCACCCCCACACAGGCCCCGGCUCCCCUCAGCUGAGAGCCUGUCCCGCCGCCCUCUGCCUGCCCUGCCUGUCCCUGAGGCCCCCAGCCCCUCCCCAGUGCCCUCUCCUGCCCCAGGCCGGAAGGGCAGCAUCCAGGACCGGCCUCUGCCCCCACCCCCACCCCGCCUGCCUGGUUAUGGAGGCCCCAAGGUCGAGGGGGAUCCAGAGGGCAGGGAGAUGGAGGAUGACCCAGCAGGACACCACAAUGAGUACGAGGGCAUUCCGAUGGCCGAGGAGUAUGACUAUGUCCACCUGAAGGGCAUGGACAAAGCUCAGGGAUCUAGGCCCCCGGAUCAGGCCUGCACAGGGGAUCCUGAACUGCCCGAGAGGGGGAUGCCGGCGCCGCAGGAGGCCCUGUCCCCAGGGGAGCCACUGGUUGUGUCCACCGGAGAUCUGCAGCUCCUGUACUUCUAUGCUGGGCAAUGCCAGAGCCACUACUCAGCCCUGCAGGCAGCCGUGGCAGCCCUGAUGUCCAGUACCCAGGCUAAUCAGCCCCCGCGCCUUUUCGUGCCCCACAGCAAGAGGGUGGUGGUGGCUGCUCAUCGCCUGGUGUUUGUUGGGGACACCCUGGGCCGGCUGGCAGCCUCUGCCCCUCUGAGAGCACAGGUCAGGGCUGCAGGUACAGCACUGGGCCAGGCAUUGCGGGCCACUGUGCUGGCUGUCAAGGGAGCUGCCCUGGGCUACCCAUCCAGCCCUGCCAUCCAAGAGAUGGUGCAGUGUGUAACAGAACUGGCAGGGCAGGCCCUGCAAUUCACUACCCUGCUCACUAGCCUGGCUCCAUGAAGGUCCUUUGGCACAGCUCUGCUCCUCCCCUGCCUGCCAAAGCCCCCCUUUAGGCCUUGGGUGGCUGGAAGGCUUUGUUAAGGGACUAGGAGAAAUGGGGGUAUCUUUCCCCUUUCCUGCCCUUUCUGCUCAUCUCAACCUCUCACAGAGGUGUCUUCUCCCCCUAACCUACAGCUUUUUGUACAAGCCAUUUUGUGUAAAUUAUUUAUAUUUAAUAUUAUUCCCUGCUUUGUCAGGAGCAGGUACUAGGCUCUGGGGCAGUGAGGAACUAGAUCCUUCUCUCCUCAGCCUAGGGUGGAGGUCACUGCACUACCACCCACCUCUGGAAGACUGGCUGUGAAAAGUCAGGUGGCAGAAACCUGGGGCCACAUAGAGCCUCUCUCUUUUCCUGUUUCUUGGCUCUAGAAGAUCAGCACUGCACUGUUAGCUGAGAGUGCGGGCAAGACAUAAACUGUCCAGAGUUUGAAGGUUCUCGGAAAGACCGGAGGGCUUCUCCCCACAGAAGGCGGAGAGAGCUGGGGCUCAGACAUGGGUGUGCACCUUAAUAAACCCUGCUGUCUGCCUCCCUGACUCUGCUUCUUGGGAGCAUGGUGAGCAGCCCUGGUGCUCAGCAGCCAUACCUAUGGGACACACACUACGAAAAGGAUGCCUUUAGGGUUUGGGGGAGAUUUUACUCCUUUCUUCAACAACUAUUCACUGGACAAGUUCUCUGCUCCCAUGACGCGCCAGGCACAGUUCUGCAAGUAUAUUGUGAAUGUAUUGUUCUAGUGGGAUACACAAAUAAGUCAGUUAAAAUACAUAAAUAAAAACAUAAACCUGC